Lagopus muta (rock ptarmigan) is the source of this 1829-nucleotide messenger RNA. It is a transcript of the gene DAW1, whose product is annotated as dynein assembly factor with WD repeats 1. Gene Ontology annotation, molecular function: protein binding. The transcript has 13 exons. NCBI's taxonomy places the organism in Eukaryota, Metazoa, Chordata, Aves, Galliformes, Phasianidae. Bases 36 to 1283 code for a protein of 415 amino acids. The record is from RefSeq and is a predicted model, not a curated record.
GCCGUUGCCGUGGUAACGAGCCCUAGGCGGCGGAGAUGGGGCUGAAGCGGCUGCUGCUGCGCUACUUCCCGCCGGGAAUUAUUCUGGAAUAUGUAGAAGGUGGUGAGCUGAAGACCAGAUCUAUAGAUCUGCUUGAUCUUAGUCCUGACACAGAUAUCAUCACCUUAGUAGAAGAAAUUCAAAAAGAAGAACCUCUCAUCACAGCUUCUUGCAAGGAACAUGUCAUAUGUUUAGUACAAAGAUUGCAAGAGAAACUAGGGGAACAAGAGGACCACAAAUUCUAUCUUUUUAAGGUACUAAGGGCACAUAUAUUGCCACUGACAAAUGUAGCAUUCAACAAAUCUGGUUCCCGCUUUAUCACAGGAAGCUAUGACAGAACCUGCAAAGUAUGGGAUACUGCAUCAGGAGAAGAGUUGCAUACACUAGAGGGACACAAAAACGUCGUUUAUGCAAUAGCUUUUAAUAAUCCCUAUGGUGACAAGAUUGCCACUGGAUCUUUUGAUAAAACCUGCAAAUUGUGGAGUACUGAAACAGGAAAAUGUUAUCAUACUUUCAGAGGACAUACUGCAGAAAUAGUAUGUUUAUCGUUUAAUCUUCAAAGCACGUUGGUGGCAACUGGAAGCAUGGAUACCACUGCCAAAUUAUGGGAUAUAGAGAAAGGAGAAGUAGUAUUUACUUUAAGAGGUCACUCAGCAGAAAUUGUUGCAUUGUCUUUUAACACCACUGGAGACAGGAUUAUCACCGGCUCCUUUGACUGCACAGUAGGAGUGUGGGAUGUUGUCACUGGCAGGAUGUUGCAUAUUUUAAUAGGCCAUCGAGGAGAAAUUAGCAGUGCACAGUUCAACUGGGACUGUUCUCUUAUUGUCACUGGAUCAAUGGACAAAACAUGCAUGCUGUGGAACGCUAUGACUGGUGCACAUAUAGCAACUUUAACAGGUCACAGUGAUGAAAUAAUGGAUGUCUGCUUUGAUUAUGCUGGCCAGCGUAUUGCAACCGCCUCUGCUGAUGGAUCAGGAAGAGUCUACAAUGCAGAAACAAAAAAGUGCAUUGCAACACUAGAAGGGCAUGGAGGUGAGAUUUCAAAGAUAUGUUUCAACCCUAAGGGCAAUCGUAUUCUAACAGCCAGCUGUGAUAAGACAGCUCGACUCUGGGAUGCUGCUACUGGACACUGCCUUCAGAUAUUAGAGGGCCACACUGAUGAGAUAUUCUCCUGUGCUUUCAAUUACAAAGGCAAUACAAUCAUUACAGGGAGCAAGGAUAACACCUGUAGAGUAUGGCACUGACUGACGACAAGGAAAGAUGCAGUGUGGUAUGUGCCUACAUCCUGAGUUCCGUAGUCAAUAAACUCAGUUUCAGAUAUGCUUUACUUUUAGUCAUUUGUUGUGUUUCUGCUCUGCUCAAGUAGCCAAGUUACUUCAAUUUUUGUAGGUUUGAAUUGCUGAUUCCUGGUAGCUAAAGAUUCACAGAAUAGUUAAAUUUCAAAGAGCCCUCUAGAGAUUGGCUAGUCCAGUAAUCCUGCCAGCAUGCUGCCCAGGAACACAACAGUGACUUUUGGAUAUCUCCAAGAAUGGAGAUUCAACAAUUUAUCUGGGCAACGUGCUCUACUGUUUAUCAACCUCACAGUAAAAAAAAAAUAUCUUUUUUUCAUUCCUGUUUAAAUGGAAUGCUUUCUUUGUUCCUGUUUCCUGCCUGUUGCCUUUUCACACAAUGCCACUGGCUCCAUUGUCAGUUAUCUGAGAGAAGCUAAUGUAUCAAUGAAUCCAGUAGGAUGCUCCUGUUUCUUUGUUUCUUCUGUGUCAUUGUUUCCUUGUAACCUUUUAAAUAAACAA